Rhizoctonia solani is the source of this 2256-nucleotide messenger RNA. RefSeq lists its product as uncharacterized. Lineage: Eukaryota; Fungi; Basidiomycota; Agaricomycetes; Cantharellales; Ceratobasidiaceae. The coding region runs from base 1 to 2256 and encodes 751 amino acids. Gene Ontology annotation, cellular component: kinesin complex; centrosome; kinetochore. The transcript is spliced from 5 exons. The record is from RefSeq and is a predicted model, not a curated record. Gene Ontology annotation, molecular function: microtubule binding. Gene Ontology annotation, biological process: centrosome localization; vesicle transport along microtubule; chromosome segregation.
AUGGCUGCUGCUGUUCUGUCACCCGUUACGGCGUUACACGACAAGUCGACACUCUCGCCGCCCAGCACCCCUUCGUCACGCCCCAAUGAGAGUGUUGACUGGGAGAGCAAAUACCAUGAGGUGUCUGAACUUUUGCAAGAGACACGUGCUGAACUUGAUGAGUUCCAAACCAGCUCCAAAGAGCUCGAGGAGGAGUUGGAGCGCGAGCUAGAGGCCACCGAACGACAGAUGACUGAUUUGCGAAACCGCGUUGAGCGGGUCGAGCGGGAACGUGACGACAGCAAGAACAAACUUACAAAUCUUCAAGGUACUCAUAAUACUACUGUAAACUCUUUACAGCGUGAACUUGAUGCCUUACGACAACAGCAUUCCCUGAUCAAGGUACAACUACGCGAACUCGAAGUUGGAAACGACGACCUGGAGCGAUCGGAGCGAGCUGUCAGCAGCUCACUUGCCGAUCUCGAAGGUCGCUAUGCUAGAGCGCUAGAGGAAAAGAUUAUGUUGGAGCAUGAGUUGCAGGACCGGGUUGCGCUGGAGGAAGAUAUGCAAAGACUGAAGGAUGAAUUACGAGAGGCCAACGAAGAGUCGACAAUCCUCAAGGAAAUAAAUACCCGUUUGUCGGAUCAGUAUACCGCCGCCGAUGAGCAGAAUCGCUGCUUGUCUGAUGAGAUAUCCAGAUUGAAGGAAGAAUUGGCCCAAACACAACAUCUCCUUGAGAUUGCCAAGACUCAACCUUCAUUCCCUUCGGCACCAACAACUGCCACCAGCUCAGCCAAAUCGGUUUCAUCCCAUGACUCACGCCCACCCACACCGUCCAAUACCUCACGCUCCUCCGACUUGCAACUCGAGGAUCUUGUUAUUAGGUCCCCAUCGGAGAAGGCUAAUGCAACCCCACGUGCCAAAGCUGGCGCGCUCGCCUCUCCAUCUAAGCCAUCCAGGCGAGCGAUAUCGGUCACACGUCGCCCAGCGACGGGCAUAGCCACUCCCACCACGGUGCGAACAGCGAAUACCCAAUCGGGACUUCUCCCCCGAAAUGGCCUCAGCUCGUCCAUUAAUGGUAACGGCACUCCCGAUCCCUUGCGACGGAGCACGAAUGGCCCAGUAUUGGCCUCACCAGUUCCCACUCGUUUGCCGGCAAUUCGCAAUUCUCCUGCUGUAGUUGCGCCCCGAUCGCGUAUACCAAAUGGAGCUCCUGCAACCAGUAGCUUAUUACCUAAGCGAGGGACGGCAGUGCAAAUGGUUGGCGAGAUGCGUGCAAGGGUGCGAACACUGGAGCAGAAGAUUAACCGAGUACCGCUACCUCGUAUCCGCAAUCCUUCGACUCGGUAUUCGGCCAAGGAGAAUGAGACGGAUUCUGUGAAGGAGAAGGCGAAGCCGGAGUGGAAGGGAAGGCGGAGUGUGGAUACUGCUCCCCAAGAUAGUCCUGGGUGGGUCAUUGUCACCGAUGGAUUUGGGAAGAAGGGACAGAAUCGUAUUCGAGCCAGCAAACAAUCUCAACACCGUCCAUCUUUCUCGAGUGAUCAUUCACGACGAUCGAUGCACGAGAGCCCACCACCUUCAGCCUUCCGGGGUGUUCCUGAGUCACAGAACGAAAUUCCGCCGUCGGGCCGAGCUACGCCCGCAUCGACCACUGGAUCAACUCGAGUAGUGUCCCGAUCAAGACCCUCAAUUUCUGGACGCACAACUCCAAGCUUUGGAAGCAACCCGACAAGCAUAUUUGGCAUGUCCCUCCGUCGACCAUCAUCCAGGAACUCGUCCAGAAAUCCAUUCUCCACAUCUGUAAAUGGAAGUUAUGACGGGCCGAGCUCGAUCCCUAUGCCACUCUCCGCUGCACCGAGCCUCGCCCGUAUCCCAGCCUCGCCCCUCCCCGCCCGCACGAGCAUAAAUCAAGAUCAUAACCCUUUUGCACGACCAAUCACACCGGUUGGCCUCGCGAUGUUGCCCCCUCCUGUCCCUGCCGACCGUAGCCCAUCGAAAUCCGAGAGUUUCAAUAUGCGAAGGUCCACCAGGACCCUUUCCAUGCAUCCGUCUGGUCAUACUGGACGUGGUACAGCCACCAAUCCCCACUUGCCGGGCUUGAGUGGCGCUCGUAAGGUGUCAUCCCCUCCCCGCGGAGGAGCAAAUCUAGGCGCCAGUCGUAUCGGACGACCCGGUUCGUAUGGACUCUCAGGGAAACAAUCAGGCAAAGACGACAAGAAGGCAAGUCCCUCGGGUCGAUUGCGGAGUGGGAGUGUCGGUUGGAACCGAGAGCGGUAA